Paramecium pentaurelia is the source of this 1903-nucleotide messenger RNA. The record is from the annotation of a GenBank genome assembly. NCBI's taxonomy places the organism in Eukaryota, Ciliophora, Oligohymenophorea, Peniculida, Parameciidae.
AAUGCUCAGGAUUCAAAAUCGCAUUAAAUAGGAUAAUGCUGAAUUGCUGGCUAUUAUAGAUAGAUGUGCAUGUAUGAUAUUAUUUGAAGUUAGAAAUUAUGAAAGAAGACAGGUUGACUCUUAGACAAAUGAUAAAAGACAAUAAUUCAGAAAUAAUUUCAUUAGUUACAACUUAUAAAAAGAAAAAUGGUAUUAAUAUUCAUAUAAUAUUUUAGAUUUAAGAUUGUUAUAAUAAGAAUUAAGAAAAUUGUUGAAUAAGAUUAAAGGCAAAUAAUAAUAAUAAUAAUAAAAUCAGAUUUAAUUUAAUACUAGAACAUCAAAAGAAAACUAAUUAAAUAUUUCUUAAUCUAAAACCUCACGAACUCCUUCUAGAUAAACUGCAAGUAUUUAAAAAAAUAGAAAUUUUGUAAGUCCACCUAAAAGAUCUUUAAGCAGAUAAACUAAAUAGUCAAUAAUUCCAAAAUAAGAAAACUCUCCAAGAUUUAAUGAAGAUAUAAAAUAAAAUAGUCCUAAUUCCCCAGAAUUUCAUUUGUAUAUAAUUAACAUUAAAUAUUAAGUGUUUCACCAAAUAAAAUUGAAUAAUAAAGAUAAUAGUUGGAAUAAUUUGAAUAAAAACUAAAGCAAUAUACUUAAGGGGAUAACUUCUAAAAAUUAUUUGAUUAAUAAGAAUAUACAAAAAAGAGAGAUGAUGUUGUUCUAGCUAGUUUUUAAAAUGUAUUUUAAUUAUUAUUAAUUAAAUAGUUUACAAUUUAACAUUCAGAACCUGAUAAAGAUUAGAAUAAAGAUAAAGAGGAAGAAUUAUUAUCAUAAAAUCUUCAUAGAAGACAGCAUUCUUAUAUGUCAAUGCCAAAAGAAAUUGGAAUUCAUCAACAUCAUAAUACAGAGAUAAUAGAAAUAAAAUUAUCAACAUAAAUAAAACAAGAACCAUAAUAAACAUUCGAAAAUUCUUAUUAAGAGGUUGGAACUGAUAAUUAAGAGUAUCAAAAUAACCAAAGAUAUGGAUAUGGAAAAUAUAAUUAAGAUAAUAUAAAUAACAUUUAAGUUAAAUAAUAAACUAUAAUUGAAGAAGAUAAUAAAUAGUAUUUUGAAAAUUAAAAUGAUAAUAUUUAUCAAUCUUAAUUAUUAGAUAAAUAUGAAGAGGAUGAAUAUGUUUAAUUUUAAAAUACUUAAAAUGAAAGAUAAUAAACAUAAUAGUUUGUAGCUACUAAUGAUGAAGAUUAAUAUAAACCAGUAAUUACUGAAGAUGAAAUAAUGAAGAAAUAUGCAGAUCUUUUUACAGCACCUGAUUUUUUGAAAUAAUGUAGAGCUACUUGCUAAACUCAGAAAACACUUGAUUCUUUUGCUGAUAGUAGAAGUCUUAAUUUUAUAGUUCCCUGUUAAAGUAUGGUUUGUUAAGAUGUUGAAAUUACUAAAAAAGGAAAAUAUUAAUUAUUAUCAUAAUUAACAGCUGAAUAAAUAUUUGAUGAAAUUUUUCCUGAAUCUUCUUUAUAAAAAAUAAGCAAAGCCUUUUUUAGGUUUAAGAUGGAGGUUGUAUUUUAAUAAUUGUAACAUGAUCCUUCAUAAGAGGAAUUAGAUGAAAUGUUUUAUUAGGUUGAUAUUCAAAGAGAUGGAUUUGUAGAUGUGAAUGAGAUGGGAUAAUUUUUAGAUAGUGUUUGUCCUAAAUAAGAUAGAUAAAUUUAUAAUAAAAUUGAUAGAAGUAAUAAGGGAUAUUUUGAUGAAUAAGAAUUGAGUUAAUAGUUAAAUAAAAAUAUUGCUAAACAAUACUUUUAAGAAUUGGAUUUAUUAAAUACUAAUAAAAUAACAUAUUGGGAAUAUUAUUUAAAGUAAUAUAUACUAUUUAUAUAGACGUACUACAAAUAUUGGACAAUAAGUUAUUAAUAUGAUAUAAAAAAGUUUAGAUUGA